AUGACUAGGGCUAAUUACCAGAUUGCAUGGGAUGCGGUGAUGAAGCGGUAUAAUGACAGUAAAAUGUUGAAACGUAGGCAGGUGCAGGCACUUUUCGAUUUACCCAAUGUUGCAAAGGAAUCGGUGGUGGAAUUGCAGUCUUUACUAGAGGCUUUUGAACGUAUCCUCCAAACACUUGAUCAAUUGAUUCAGCCAGCUGAUUAUAAAGAUUUGUUGUUGCUGAAUUUGAUGUGCUCGCGAUUGGAUUCAACAACCCGCAGAAGCUGGGAGGAGUAUUCUGCAUCAAAGGAGCAGGAUACGGUGCAGGAUUUGAUAAAUUUCCUCCAGAAGAGGGUUAGGGUGCUCGGUUCAUUGCCUACCAAAGUCGUGGGGAUUAAACUGGAAUAUGCUUCUUCGUCCAAACCAAAAUCGUCGUUUACAAAAAGGAACCAUAGUGCCUCGCAAUGCUCCAGUGGACAAUGCGUGGCUUGUCCAGGGAGUCACUUGUUGUACCAAUGCCCGAAAUUUCAAUCCAUGUCAGUGUCAUCAAGAGAUAAACUGCUUCGAACCCUAUCUUUGUGCCGGAAUUGCUUCCGACGUGGUCAUCAGGCAGUUGAGUGUAAUUCACGAUACGUGUGCAGAAAUUGCAAGGGAAAACAUCACACGUUAGUCUGUUUUCGCCCCGAAAGUUCCCAAAAACCCCCACGUAAGCCGGAGAAAAGAGCCUCUCAGCAUGAUGACAGCCAGGGACUGCAUUCAAAUGAGGAAACUAAUACAUCAAGCACGUCGAACACAACUGCAGUUACGUCGAAUAUCGCAUCCAGGUGCACAUCUUCAGUUUUACUUGCUACGGCGGUAGUUUUAGUUGAAGACGAACAUGGAGUUUCGUAUCCUGCGAGAGCGCUCUUGGACUCAGGAUCGGAAUGCAAUUUUAUGACGGAAAGGUUUGCGCAAUUGUUGAGGACCAAGCGAAAUCGGGCAGAGGUUGCAGUAUCAGGUGUCGGGCAGGUGAACAUGAGGGUGAAACAUACUUUGAACGCAGUGAUCCGAUCCAGAGUAGGCGAAUAUUCGUGUAAAAUGGAGUUCCUGCUGCUUCCCAGAGUCACGGGGAAUCUACCGUCAACGAAUAUUAAUACCAUCAAAUGGAAAAUUCCACAGGGUGUGAAUUUGGCAGAUCCGGCAUUCGAUACUUCCACCUCCGUAGAUUUAAUCCUGGGCAUCCAACACUUCUUCGCGUUCUUCAUACCUGGUAGAGAAGUACAGUUAGGAGAAGGACUACCCAAGUUAUCCGAAUCGGUGUUUGGAUGGGUGGUGACCGGUACCGUGGUCUCGGCUGGUGUCUCCUCGUAUCGUUGCAAUGUUGCUUCUACUGUUAAAUUGGAGGAACUGUUGGAAAGAUUUUGGUCGUGUGAAGAAGUUGACACCGCAAACAAUUAUUCUCCCGAAGAGUCACGUUGUGAAGAACAGUUUGUACGUUCCGUUAAAAGAGGUUCUGAUGGAAGAUACAAGGUCUCUCUUCCGAAAAAUGAGGAUGCUUUUGCAAAAAUAGGCGAGUCAAGGGACAUCGCCCUACGGCGUUUCCAAGGAUUGGAGCGCAGACUUUCAAAUGACUCAGAUCUGCGCAACCAAUACAUCCAAUUUAUGGAGGAAUAUCUGCACCUAGGGCACAUGCGCAAGGUGGACGCUUGCAAGGAAAUUUCAAUUAAAAGAUGCUUCCUCCCACAUCAUCCGGUGAUAAAGCAAACAAGUUCAACUACAAAACUUAGGGUGGUAUUCGAUGCGUCCUGUAAAACUUCCAGUGGAAUAGCUCUGAACGACGCACUUUUGACAGGACCGGUGAUACAGGAAGAUCUUCGGUCAAUUAUUCUGCGCUGUCGUACGAAGCAGAUAAUGUUGGUGGCUGACGUCGAAAAGAUGUUCCGUCAGAUCAUUAUGGACGAAAAUGAUAUGUCGUUUCAGAGUAUUCUGUGGCGAACCAAUACUGAGGAAGAGAUUGGAACGUACGAACUGUCCACUGUUACAUAUGGAACGAAACCGGCUCCAUUCUUGGAAACACGUACGCUCAAAUAG
Messenger RNA from Toxorhynchites rutilus septentrionalis, 2049 nucleotides. RefSeq lists its product as uncharacterized. The record is from RefSeq and is a predicted model, not a curated record. Bases 1 to 2049 code for a protein of 682 amino acids. The transcript has a single exon. NCBI's taxonomy places the organism in Eukaryota, Metazoa, Arthropoda, Insecta, Diptera, Culicidae.